GCUCUCUCUCCCCUGAGGGGCCAGCCCUGCCCACCAUGCAGCAGAAUCUCAACUACCUGUACCCCCAGAUCUACUGGGUGGACAGCAAUGCCAGCGCUCCGCGUGUCCCUCCGGCCCCCUGUCCUCCACCGACGCCGCCCCCCGUGCCUGAGAGGCCUGGCCGGAGGCGGCCGCCACCCCCGCCUCCACCCCUCCCGAAGCCGAGAAGGGACCAUGGCACGUGCCUCGGUCUCCUCAUGGUCUUCUUCAUGGUGCUGGUAGCCCUGGUUGGACUGGGGCUGGGCAUGGUCCAAAUUUUCCACUUGCAGAAGGAUCUGGCAGAUCUCAGAGAGCUUGCCAGCAAUGGACAGAAAACACCAUCUUCCCAGAAGCAAAUAGGGCUUCAGCAUCCAGUUUCAGAAAAGGAGACGCUAAGGAAGGUAGCACACUUAACAGGCAAGUCCAACUCAAAAGCAGCCACCAGUAUUCUUUUGGAGUGGGAAGACACCUUGGGACACGCUUUCGUCUCAGGUGUAAAGUACAAGAACCACGGUCUCGAGAUCAACGACACCGGACUCUAUUUCGUGUACUCCAAAGUGUACUUCCGAAGCCGAGAUUGCAGCAACAAGGUCCUGAGCCACACUGUUUUCAAGAGGAAUCCCAACUACCCAAAGGACUUAGUGCUAAUGGAGGGCAGGAAGACCAACUACUGCUCUUCGAGCCAGAUGUGGGCCCACAGCAGUUACCUGGGAGCCGUGUUCAACCUCACUAGAGCCGAUCGUUUGUACGUCAACGUGUCUGAGCCGAAACUGGUCUACUUUCAGGAGUCAGAGACGUUCUUCGGCUUGUACAAACUCUAGAAGAGGAACGAGGGCUGCUCCAUUGAGGCUCCCGAGGCACUUGCCCUUGUCAGCGUGGGUAUGGUUCUAAUCUGGAAC
This is a messenger RNA of Tachyglossus aculeatus (Australian echidna), 917 nucleotides long. It is a transcript of the gene FASLG, whose product is annotated as Fas ligand. Gene Ontology annotation, biological process: positive regulation of canonical NF-kappaB signal transduction; apoptotic process; extrinsic apoptotic signaling pathway via death domain receptors. The coding region runs from base 36 to 839 and encodes 267 amino acids. Gene Ontology annotation, molecular function: tumor necrosis factor receptor binding. The transcript is spliced from 4 exons. Gene Ontology annotation, cellular component: membrane. The record is from RefSeq and is a predicted model, not a curated record. NCBI's taxonomy places the organism in Eukaryota, Metazoa, Chordata, Mammalia, Monotremata, Tachyglossidae.